This is a messenger RNA of Perca fluviatilis (European perch), 2972 nucleotides long. RefSeq names its product serine peptidase inhibitor, Kunitz type, 2 (gene spint2). The transcript has 11 exons. Bases 85 to 1494 code for a protein of 469 amino acids. Gene Ontology annotation, molecular function: serine-type endopeptidase inhibitor activity. NCBI's taxonomy places the organism in Eukaryota, Metazoa, Chordata, Actinopteri, Perciformes, Percidae. The record is from RefSeq and is a predicted model, not a curated record.
CGUGGCCUCACCUGCCGCCCAGGUGAAUAUAUCUGCGCCAUCAGAAGCAGGAAGUGCUUUAGUUCCCUGUUGUCUCGUCUAUUGAUGUCCAAGAUGAUGCAGCGCGUGUCUCUGCUGUUACUCUGCCUCCUGCUCGCUACCGGGCCGGCUCUGGCUCUGGACUGCGCCUGGGACCCGGAUGUAGACCCGGACCAGGCUCUGGACCCGGUGUCCCUGGCCUCCGUGCUACUGCAGGGCCAGAACAACACCGUGGAGGGAUCGGACCCGCGGCUGUGCCGCGAGGCCUGCUGUCAGACCGCGGGCUGCGACCUGGCGCUGCUCGGCUUCCCCAUGGAUGGACUGCCGCAGUGCAUGCUGGUCCAGUGCGUGCGCCAGGGCCGGGACAUGUGCGUGUAUCGACCCAGCACGCAGUUCAAGAUUUACCGCAAGAAAGUUCCGACAGACGCCGAGACAAAGAACCAGGAGGGCGGGGAGGAACUGCGCGUCGUCCCGCUGGUGGUGCUGGGAGAAACCAACCAGACAGACAACAUCCGUUGCCGGCUGCCGAUGAAGGUGGGCUCGUGCCGUGCAGCCUUCCCCAGGUUCUACUACGAUGUGACCAAUCAGAGCUGUCGAGGCUUCACCUACGGAGGCUGUGACGCCAACGAAAACCACUUUGAGUCCAGGGAGGAGUGUGAGGCUAGCUGCAGCGGAGUCACAGGUUCAGUUCUUCCCGAUGAGUCGACCCCUGCUCCUGAUCUUCCUCCCAAAGCUCGGCGCCUGGCCCCCUUCGACUCCAAAGUGUCUGAUGAAGGUGUUGAGUCUGAAGCAGAUCCAGAGGCUCAGAAGACAGAAAAGGCCGCUGAUGACUUCGCUGAGCGCUGCGGGGCGGAGCCUGAUGGCGGUAACUGCAGAGCGGCGUUUCAGCACUGGUACUACAACAGCAAGACAGGAAGCUGUCAGACCUUCCUGUACGGAGGCUGCCAAGGAAAUAAGAACAACUACUUCACCGAGAAGGAGUGCAUCGCUGCCUGCACAGUCCAAGUGCUUCCCUCCUCCAAGAAAGACGCUGAUGAUGAUGAUGAUGAAGUUUCUGCAGAAUACAGAGAUAGCUGCAUGGUGACCUCUGACCCCGGGCCCUGCCGUGCUGCAUUCCCCAUGUUCUACUACGACAGCAGCACCUCCUCCUGCCAGAUGUUCAUGUAUGGAGGUUGUCACGGCAACAACAACCGCUACAGCAGCGCGGAGGAGUGCCUGAGCCGCUGCAGCAACGCUUCCUUUGAUGCUCAUGGAAACCCUCGCAAACACCUGACUACAGCUGUCUUCAUGUUCGUCACUCUGGCAGCCGUCUCUGCUCUGCUGCUGGCGGCGCUCGGCGUCCUCACGCUGAGACGCCACCGUCUGUCCCGCAGCACGUCCCCUGCCAGUGAUAAGGAGGAGCUGCUUCCUGAAGAUGAUCAUUCUUCUCUGGAGUCUCUGAGCGCCCCGGGCAGCCCCAAACUGGACAAUGCCUAAAAUGAGGGGGGUCCACCCUGUGGGGUUAGGAUUAGGGGUUCACCCCGGGGGUCCACAUCUUUAACCCGCUAUACUCUGGAUUCUCUCUGCAGACAGAAGAGUUGUAUGUGUCCUCUGUCCUCACUCGCUGCCUACGGUGAUUCAAUGAUAAGUUAGGGAACACAAAGGAUCCAUUAAAUCACUUUAAACUGUCAUUUGAAGUCAUUUAUUACGUCUGUUUUCAGGGUCACACAGAAUCUGCCCACACAGAACUUUCCUCAGAUUUGAAACUUAAAAAUAAAACUCUGAAUGUCAAAACAUCCAAACAGAAAAACAGUACGCUAAGUACUGCAGAUUUCCUAUUAAAGUUUAUGGGGAAAUGUAGCACCGUUUUUGCGAUUUUCCUGAGAACCGCUAGCAAAGUCAUAGCACAACAUUCCUGAUCACUCCGCAUGUUUUGAUGUAUUUUUUGCGUGUGUGUUGGCAAAGCUGCGCGACUAGUAGUGUGACAAAAAAUGUGGCCGAACAUGAAGAACCAGAAUAUUAAGUAUGACUAAUAGUCAGUGUGCCGAUGCAGGCUGCUACUGCGUCACAUCGGCACACUGACUAAAUCUAAACUCAGAAUGUUAAAACAUCUCCACAGAAAACGGUGAAAUAGUCACGCUAAAUUCUGCCGCUUUACAUUCUGGAUCAGCGCUGAAAACUGUAAGAACAUGGGCAGAUUCUGUUGGGCUCUGUUUAUGAGUUAGGGAACAGAAAUUAAGAAUCAAGUUAGUUUAAACUGUCAUUAGAAAUCAUUUCUUAAGUUAAAACUUGUGAUUACUUUUAGUGUGGAGUUAAUAUAAAGUCUGUUUAUAACGUUGUGUUAAUGUUUAAAAGGUCACUUGUCUUUUUAUAUCUUCUGGGUGGGACAGUUCAAUGUGUUUUUAAUCAGUUUUACGCUGCCAGAGAGCAGAAUAUUAAAAUCAGGGAGGGCAAACCGACGUCAGAGCUUUGAAGCAGCCAAGACAUGGAGCCUUCGUUUCCCAGAAUGCAACAUGACUCGUUGGCUCCCCCUGCAGGCUGAAAACUACUGCCUCUUUCUGAUAUGUGAUCCAUUACUGAUUUAUUGAUUUAUUAAAGGGGAGACACACACACACACACACACACACACACAGUGACAAACAUGCAGCAGCUUUUAUUUAGUAGUAAAUCAGACACUCUUUAAGGAUCCAACUCGGGAUUUUAAUAAUCCAUAUCGUAUCAUUCUAACCUUAGGAAACACUCCCAUCUUUGAUUUUAGGAUUAAAGGGAUCCAACAGCUGUCGCUUGUUGUUGUUGUUGUUGUUGUUGUUUUUCAGAUUCUGAUGCAGAGUUUAAAUCUAAAGUUAGAUUGUGUUUUAUUGAUCGUCAUUGAUGUGAUCAGUUUUACAGCUCUCUGUUCUGUGAUUAAUGAUUUAAGACGAUGUAAUGAUGGGGUUGAUGUAUUUGAAACUAUCAAUAAACUUUAACACCUUUUA